Messenger RNA from Fusarium keratoplasticum, 1020 nucleotides. RefSeq lists its product as uncharacterized. The transcript is spliced from 3 exons. Gene Ontology annotation, molecular function: catalytic activity. Bases 1 to 1020 code for a protein of 339 amino acids. The record is from RefSeq and is a predicted model, not a curated record. Lineage: Eukaryota; Fungi; Ascomycota; Sordariomycetes; Hypocreales; Nectriaceae.
AUGCCAAGCUCGAUUGUUAAUACGAACCGGUACCCAUUCCAAUUCAGUUCCCAGAGUGCCGGCACUGAAGGCGGCACGGAGCUGCGGAAUGUACGAGGCGCCAUCCCCUCACCUCAAGCUUCCAGGCUGCGAACCAACAUGUUGGACGCCUGGCAAGACCCCGGCAGGAUUGUCGCCAUGACAGGUAGUUAUGAUGCCCUGAGUGCCAGGAUGGCCGAGCAGGCCGGGUUUCCUAUGGUGUUCAUGUCUGGAUUUACAGUCGCGGCAUCCUUGGGCUUGCCUGACACAGGCUACAUCGCUUUUGGGGAGAUGGUUCAGAAAGUCUCCGAGGUAGCGCGGCAUGUCAGCGUGCCAAUCCUGGUGGAUGGUGAUACGGGUUACGGAGGACCCAUGAAUGUGAAGCGAGCAGUAAAAGGAUUUGCCUUGGCAGGUGCUGCUGGAGUCAUAAUCGAGGACCAAACCUGGCCUAAGCGUUGUGGACAUACUCGAGGAAAAGCCGUAGUCCCCGAGGACGAGGCCUAUGCACGGAUCCAGGCUGCUGUCGAUGCCAGGAACGAAGGGCUGGACGUCUGGAUCCUUGGUCGAACGGACAGCUUGAUCCAUGGAUACGACGAAGCGCUUAAAAGAGCCAGACGUUUCAUUGAGAUCGGCGUGGAUGCAGUCUUCGUCGAGGCUAUCCCCGACCGUGCUACGAUGAAACGCUUAAUGCGCGACCUGAACUUUCCUUGCAUGGCCAACAUGAUUCCCGGAGGCCACACCGAAGAAGUCUCUGCCGAGGACCUGGCGCGCUUGGGGUUCAGCGCCGUUGUAUAUCCAUUCGCCUUGCUUGCUGCAACGAUCAAGGGCGUUCGAGAAGCGCUAGAAGGUUUGAAGGCCUCUUUUAGGUUGAACAAAGCUAUGGAGACUCUUCCUGCGGAGGACAUCAUGGACGCGGUGGGGUUCAAGCAGUAUUAUGAAGAAGAAGAGCGCUACCAAUAUGAAGCCAAGCCCAAUAGAUCCAAUGGGUUUCAAUGGGAUUAG